AAUCAAAACAAAACAAUCCAAAAUUAGGAUAUGAAAGUUUCAAAGCUGUGUCGAGUUUGUUUUAAAAAAAGUGAUGGAAGUGUCAAUAUAUUUGAAAAAGAGCCACACAAAUUAUCUGCUGCUAAGAUGCUUGAAGAAAUAUGUGGAGUAAAGAUAUCAAAGAAAGAUUUGCUUUCACAAAUAAUAUGCAACCAAUGUUUGAUCGAGACAAAAAUAACUUAUUGUGUACGACAACGAUGCAUUGAAUCAGAUAAACGUCAGCGAUCGUCUAACACAAUGGUCAGAAAUAAACAUAUCGUUAAGGAACAAAUUAGUGAAAAAUCAACCCGUAAAAUCAAAUUAUCAGAUAACGAUGAUGAGAACAGCUCCUCUCUUGAUGAUCACAAUGACUACUCGUCAGAACUUACAGAUCCAAGCGAGGAGAAGGAAGCUUUUCCAGUAAGAGACAAAUGUCAAAAUCCAGCAAAAGAAAAAUUUCCAUUAAGCAGCGAGACUGAAUUUGAAAAUCAAUCUGAACUUACUUACGCUAAUGAAAAAGAUAUACCAGAAGAAGUCAAAAUUAGUAAAAAGAAAUUACGUUAUCCUGAUCCUUUUAUAAACGAAAGAAAUGAAUUUAUUUGCGUUAUUUGUUAUGCCAUAUUAAAAUCUUGGCAGUCAUGGAACGCUCAUCAUUAUCAAAAGCAUUCUAAGAAAACUUGUGGUGUGUGCACUUUCGAAUGUGUGACCUUUCAAAAUUUAAAAGAACAUUACGAAAAUUGCCACAUGAAAGGAAAAUUUUUAAGUUGUCCAAUAUGCGGUAAAGGAUUUCGUUCAAGACAUGGAUUAAUCGGGCAUUAUAAUUGUCAUAAAAGUACUUCGUGUAAUAUCAAGGAGGAAACAAUUUCAAGUGAAACAAAUGCUGAAGUUGCUUCCAAACAAAACUGUCAUGAUGAAACCAUCAAAUCCGUUAAUUAUGCAGAUCAGUUAGUUGAAAAAGUUGAUAUUAAGGAAAAUAGUGACGAUGAUUGGGAUCAAAAUAUUCCGAAUUAUGAAAGUGACAGCAGCAGUGAUCAUAAAAUUGUGGAAACAAUAACAAAACCAUCAAAUGAUUCUCAAAAUGUCGUUAAGAAAGAAGAUGAUUUUGAAUGGGAUGAUUUGACCGUCACUGAGGAAGUUAAUGACAAAUUUAUUAAAGAUUUCAUUCCUGUGAAAAGAACUGGAACAAGAACUAUCUCAAUAAUGUGUUUCAUUUGUCAGGAAAGUUUUCCAUCGAAGUUAGAUAAACAAAGACACGUCACGCUCAAUCAUCCACCGAAUAUUCAAUGUUCUGUUUGUGGAAAGACAUUCAAACAAGCACGUAAAUAUGAAAGACAUAUGGAAAUUCAUAUCUGUGGUGAUUACAAUUGGACAAUGAAACAUUCAUGUGAUAUUUGUAAUUUUUCGUCCUCCAAAACUGACAUAGAAUGUCACAUGUUCAAUCGACAUCUUCGAAUUAAAUUCCAUCCUUGUGAUAUAUGCGGCAACAGUUUUCAGAAUUCAACAUUAUUGAGACAACACAUGUUUACAAAUCAUGAUACACAACCGACAUACAUUUGCAGUAAAUGUGGACAAGGAUUUGCAAUGCAAGCAAGUCUUAAACAUCAUAGAAAUAAAAAUUGUUUAAAGACAUCAAAGAGAGGUGGUCGACUCAAUGCAUUAGGCUCUAGCAAUAACUUUCCACAGCCAGAGAUAAACUCAAAUGGUGCGUUCCAAUGUCCUGAUUGUCCAAAAGAAUAUUUCAUUAAAAGUAGCUGGUAUCAUCAUUAUCGAUCAAAUCAUCGAAUGAUGGGCUAUAAAUGUCGAUUUUGUGAACAAGAAUUUACUCAUCGUUAUAAUCUCAAGAAACAUUUAAAAGAAAUUCAUGGACAACAAGAAGAUCACGUUUGUCAUAUUUGUGGGAAGAAAUAUUUGACGGCUGAUGGAUUGAAUCUUCACAUGAGAUAUACUCAUGAGCCGCAUAUGAACGAUUCAAAAAACUCGCUUAAAGUUAAUAAAUGUCGGAAAUGUUGUAAAAGUUUUCCAUCAGUUGAAAGUCUUCAACAACAUAAAAAUGAAUUUCAUCCUAAAGUAUUAAAAGAGAAAUGCUACAUUUGUUUACUUGCUCUACCAUCGGUUUUUGCAAAAGUAAAGCAUAUAAAUCGAGAGCAUAGUGAUUGUGUUAACAAAGAAUGUGCAAAGUGUGGUCAAAAGAAGUUUUCAACAGCUUCAAGAUUUGAGAUUCAUAUGAGAAAGCAUGAAGUUGGCAAGACUGAAAUUUGCAAGUAUUGCAACAAGAAAUUUUCAGUUCCAAGAACUCUUGCAAGUCAUAUUAAUUCAAAACAUAAAGGAAAGAAACUAUUUAAAUGUGAGAUUUGUGGAGAUUCUAUCAGCUCAACUGAUAUGGCUCGUCAUUUAGCGAAACAUAAAUAUUCGAAUGAAAAUUUUAAUUGCAGUAAAUGUAAAAAUUCUUUUUAUAGUAAAAUACUUUUUGAUAGGCAUAUGGUUAGAGUGCAUGGAUCUCAUCCAGGUGUAGAGUGUUUUCAUUGCGGAACAUUCUUCAAAACGAAACCUAACAUCGUAACGCAUUUCAGGCAAAAACAUUGUAAAAUAUUUAAAGAUAAAGAAUAA
Molecule: messenger RNA, 2625 nt
Organism: Clunio marinus
Lineage: Eukaryota; Metazoa; Arthropoda; Insecta; Diptera; Chironomidae
Source: the annotation of a GenBank genome assembly